Pezoporus occidentalis (night parrot) is the source of this 1603-nucleotide messenger RNA. It is a transcript of the gene STING1, whose product is annotated as stimulator of interferon response cGAMP interactor 1. The record is from RefSeq and is a predicted model, not a curated record. The coding region runs from base 169 to 1317 and encodes 382 amino acids. Gene Ontology annotation, cellular component: endoplasmic reticulum membrane; autophagosome. Lineage: Eukaryota; Metazoa; Chordata; Aves; Psittaciformes; Psittacidae. Gene Ontology annotation, biological process: positive regulation of type I interferon production; activation of innate immune response; positive regulation of macroautophagy. Gene Ontology annotation, molecular function: 2',3'-cyclic GMP-AMP binding; cyclic-di-GMP binding. The transcript has 7 exons.
UCCUUUCAUUUUCAUUUUCCCUGGUGCUGGGAAGUGCAGUUCCACUUGGGGCACCACGAGCUUGCUAAGGCGCUCCAGGUCUUUGUGUGCAGCAGCAGCCACCCAGGCUGGAGCACAGCCCAUGAACCCGGGUGCAGGAAGCCCAGGCAGCAGCUGGUAGCGGCUGAGAUGUCUCAGGGACCGUGGCGGCCUCAGCACCACAGCACCCUGUUCAUCCCCAGGGCGCGGGGAAGCCGAGCACAGGGCGCCGUGUACCUGCUCCUGGCUGUGUGUGCCGCAGCGCUGUACCUGACCGGGGAGCCCCUCGUGCCCACCGCCCGCAGCCUCACCUGCCACUUUCUGGCCCUGCAGAUCGGGGUGCUGCUCAAGGGCACCUGCUACCUGGCAGAGGAGAUCUUCCACCUCCAGUCCAGGCACCGCGGCAGCUUCUGGAGGGUGCUGAGCGCCUGCUUCCCGCUGCGCUGGCCCACACUGCUCCUCUGCACCUUAGCAUAUGUGUCUCUUCUCGAUGAAGACAGGCAGAAGCUUGGCCUCCACCUCAGCCUGGCUGCCCUGUGCCAUCUCCUCAGCCUCACCCUGGGGCUUCACAAGCCCUCAGCAGUGGAGGUGUCUGAGAUGUCCGAGAGGUCCAAGCAGAACGUCGCUCAUGGGCUUGCCUGGUCUUAUUAUGUUGGGUACCUAAAAAUAGUCCUGCCACGGCUGCAAAAGUCAAUGGAGGAAUUCAGCAGAGCCAACCCCAGCGUGCUGUCAUGCAGGGAGACCUGGAAGCUCCACAUCUUGGUCCCUCUGAGCUGUGAUGUCUGUGAUGACCUGGAGAAAGCUGACAGCAACAUCCAGUACCUGACAGACCUCAUGGAAACCACUCUGACCCGAGCUGGCACCAAAAACAGGGUCUACAAACACAGCCUCUAUGCCAUCAGGGAUGAAGAUAACAAGCUCUGGCCCUGUGCAGUGGAAUAUGCCACCCCACUGCAGUCCCUCUACGCCAUGUCCCAGGAUGAGUGUGCUGCCUUCAGCCGGGAGGACCGCCUGGAACAGGCCAAGAUUUUCUACAGGACCUUGGAGGAGAUCCUGAAAUGCUCCAAGGAGUGCGCGGGUACCUACCGGCUCAUUGUCUAUGAGGAGUCAGGAGAAGCAGAGCCCCAUUUCUUGUCCAGAGAGAUCCUGUGGCACCUCCAGCAGCAGCACUGUGAGGAGUACACAGUGCAGGAGGAGAACAUCCCCCACACCCCAUCCACCACCCUCGACUCAGCAGAGCUCAGCCUUCAGAUCAGCAGCUCAGACCUGCCACAGGCACUGCGAAGUGAUGGCUUCUAAAGCACCUAAAGCACUGCCCAGCCCCACACCGUCCCCUAGGGCCUGCCCCAGCCCCUUUCUCCUGCAGCAAUUGCUGCCCAUGGCAGUGAGCCCCAGCCUCCUGCAGGAACUGCCCACCAAAGAAUUCUGUGCAUCAUGGUUACUGGAAACUGCUGCCUCAAACCACAGCCCUGUGACACGCUUUCUAUCUUCAUUAUGUCCAUCUCAUAUAGUCAUCUGUGAAUGUUUGGGUUUGGUUUCAGUCUGCUUUGAUUUGUGUCAUAUAAAGCAUUUUCCUCUGGGCAAA